GCGAUAAUGAGCGUUUUCCCCUGAACUGAAGAAGCAGAAGGAGACGCUGCAGUCACGGCGCUGUGGGAAACACCUCUGUAACAGGUGCGUGGGAGCGUGAGCUGAAUGCAGAAGACUGUGGCUGUCCUGGGGGGUGGUGUCGGGGGUCUGUCCACCUGCUACCACCUCAGCAAGAGCACACAAGUGUCUAAGGUGGUGCUGUUGGAGGCGAGUGGACGCUGUGGUGGGUGGGUGAGCUCCACACGGAGAGAGGAUGGAGCUGUGUUUGAACACGGACCCCGGGGGGUCCGACCAGCCGGGACCGUGGGGAAACGCACCUUAAACAUGCUGACUGAGCUGGGUUUGGAGAGCGAGAUUCUGCCGGUUCCUCAUCACCACGUGGCCUCUAAGAACCGUUUCCUCUACGUGAAAGGACAGUUACACAAGAUGCCGUCCGGACUCGGUGGGCUCGUGCGCACCAUCCCUCCCUUCUCCCGUCCCAUAAUGCUCAGCGUGCUGAAGGAAGUUUUGGUCAGCAAGGGGACGCAGGAGGACGAGUCCGUGCACGCGUUUGUGUCCAGAAGACUGGGCUCCGAGCUAGCAGAUAUAGCGAUCGAUGCUCUGUGCCGUGGUGUGUUCGCGGGGGACUCCAGGAAGCUUAGUGUUCGCUCGUGUUUCCCACCGCUCUACAACGCAGAACAGGCCCGGGGGUCUGUCCUGCUGGGCAUGCUGAUGGGCUACGAAAAGCGCCCCCCGGUGGUCCGCUCAGCGCUGUUGCGACGGGCUCAGAAGGAGCGGUGGGCUCAAUGGAGUCUGAGACGGGGCAUGCAGGCACUUCCCGAGGCUAUGGAGGAGGCACUGAGGGGGCGUGAGAGGGUAGAGGUGCAUCACAACGCCCCCGUCAUGAGGCUGGACAACACGGCGGCCGGCUGGGAGAUCAAACUGGAGGACGGAAACACGUUGAAAGCUGAUCAUGUGAUUUCUGCUAUACCUGCAGCAGCGUUGGCCGCAGUGCUGCCCCCUGCUGCCCAGCCUCUGUCAGAACAGCUGCGAGCGAUUCCCACAGCGACUGUAGGGAUGGUCAACCUGGAGUUCAGCGGCUCCGUGCUGCCAGUAACGGGUUUUGGUCACUUGGUCCCCUCCUCUGAGGAUCGGGGGCUGUUGGGGGUGGUCUACGACUCCGUCCCGUUUCCACAGCACAACCGUGCUGGAGAACCCACAACCAGACUGACAAUAAUGAUGGGAGGCUCUUGGUUUGAGGAGGUUUUCGGCCAGCCGGACCGCGUGACGGAGCAGGAGCUGCUGGAUCGGAGCGCUGAGGCGCUGAGGACACACCUGGGCAUCACAGACGCACCUGCAUGGAGUAAAGCAGCUGUGUUGAAGAACUGUAUCCCACAGUAUCAUCUAGGACACUGGAAACGACUCGAAACGAUGAGGCGGUACAUCAGCGACGCCGGCCUGCCGCUCACUCUGACUGGAGCUUCCUACGACGGCGUCUCCGUCAGUGAUGUCAUAUCCAGUGGUCGUGAGGCAGCAGAGAGGCUUGUGGGGAAAGUCUGAGCUGUGGCUUUAGAGGAACUGCAGUGAGCUCACUUUACUUAGACUGUGAUUGUGAUAUUGUGAUCAGCAGAUGAAUGAGUUUAAAGGAACUUCAGCUUUAUUUAACCUAAUCUCUGCCUGCUGUACGGUCGAUUAGCACAGACGGUCAUCUCAACACGUUUACCUGAACAUAGAAAAGAACAGAAGACACUCUAAACAGGUGCUGAAGCAGCUGCCUAUUGACUGCCCAUUGACUUCUAUUAUAAAUGUUGUUGUAAGUGGAUCAGUGUGUUUUCUGUUCUUUACUGAAUUCAGGAAACCUCAUCAACUAUACGCUACAGUAGUAAUGAGAGAUACAUCAUUUCAUCCUUUAUACCAGUUGAAACUCUUUUAAAGGUGGUAGUUUUGCCAUUAAUGUUAUACCGGUAUGCAUAUAAAUGCAGAUAACGUGACGUACAAACAGGUCAGAACUCACUGAGUCCCUCACCUUUCAUGUACUGAGCUGCAGCCUGAGGUCAGUUAGUCCAGUUUAUGGUCAAAGGAGCGACAUCAGACUCUGAGUUAAUGAGUUAACGGGGAAAAGAGAGCAGAAUGUAAGCCAGUCUCUUAGGGUUAGCCGUUAGCCAUUAGCCUAGCACGUAGAGUAGCCGGCUCUCCGUAAGCUCUGCCUACGGCGCUCCCUGCUUGGCCGGCUGCUUCAGGCGACGCCGCAGUCUCUGCCUACAAGCCGAGAGGCUCCGCAGCUCCUCAGCUAAAACUGAUGGAGUGAACGGCUGUAAUAUUUACUAAAUUCCAGCAGCGUCUGACGCUCGGAGAUUAAGGCUCAAGACAAAUAUGAGCAUACGAGACAAACGACUUUCAGACGUGAAACAAUAUUCAGCAGCGUUUAGAGGAGGCGCUGUGGGCUUUACACACACUCGCCUUCAUCUCAUUAGGGUUAGACAAACAUACUGACGUCUGUUUAUACAUUGAUCAUUACUGUUUCGGCCAAUAGAGGUAUUUUAGAUUUGCUUCAGUUGUGAAAUGUGGUUCCCAUUAGGGACGUCCAGAAUAAUGCUUAUCAGAAGGUUGUAUAUGUUCGACUGUAAACUAGUAAAUACGACUUCUUGGUGCACUUUGGGUGCUCGUUCGUAGAUACGCCCACCAUACAGAACAAAGCAUGGCGGUCCAGAGGAUAUCCUGCUUUUUGUUAGCUGUGCUGAAAAGCACACAGAUCUAAUAGAAGCACAUUAGUUAUUAGUAUUUUUUUUUACAAUCACUGCAAGUUUUUCACUCAUGCAAAAGGUUCCAUUCUGUAAGAUCGUGUAUAAUCUAGAAUCCUGAGUUGACCAGUUUAAAUACUACUUUGUCGACCGAUCCAGCGAAAAUUUACAAGUUGGAAAUGUUUCUGACACUCAAACGCAGCAUAAACCGUCAUUGUUAAUCUACAGAAAAGGUUUACUUAAGCAUCUAAAAAGGUUUAAAUUUAAAAAAAUAUACAUACAUUUACUAUGAUAAUUAUACCUAAGAUAUAUAGGAUCAUAAACUAUGACACACACAGACACACACACACACACAAAACCUUGUAUCUCCAUUUUCGUUUUUUCAGUUUUUGACAUGAUUUGAAAGUAACUUUUGUCCUUUACAUUGUUUGUCAAUUUCAUGAUGUUUGGACCAACAGACAUCACCCAAAAUUACUUGGAAAAAUGUCUGGUUCCAUUGACUUACAUUAAAAGUAAAGUUGGUUUUUUCCUUCUUUUUUGUUCCGACAGCAGUGUAUGUGUAUAUAUAUGUACACACAGACACACACACUACUGAGAUAUAUACUGAAACUGUCAGUAAUCUGAAUUAUACUGACAUUUUUCAGACACAGAAAACCGAGAUUAGGUUAAAAAAGCUGAAGUAUUCCUUUAAAAACUCUCAUAUGUCAGUAACACUGUAUGUCCAGGUAUUCAAACUACAUGCCAAUAUUAUAAGCUUAAUAUUUAUCCCAAAUUCAGGCUAACUUUGCGAGUGAAAUAUUAGUUAAAAAGCAAAACAUAGAUGUGGUAUAUACGUAAAUAUUGUUUUGCUACUGCUAUGCAUCAUUGAAAUGUAACGUGCCUGUGUUUUGUUUCAUUCUAACCUUAUUUGUAGCUGUGGAUGGUCUAUAGACGCUCAAACAGUCAUCAGUUCACAGUUUGGUUUCACCAAUAAUACAAUUAGAAAUUCUUUGAGUGAGUAUUAAAGCAGUAAUUCAUUGGAAAAUAGUGAAAAUUGUGUAAAUGUUAUUUUUUUAAACCUCAAAAGCCUAAUUCUAAUUCUGUUCUUGGCUCUACAGGAACUUCAGGGUUAGGGAAAGUUUAAAGGGGAGUUCCACUGUUUAAAAAAAAGAAAUCCUCUGUAAUUGAGUGUUAAAACAGAGAGGUUCAGAGUGGUUUGGUAUGAAGUGGUUCAGAUGUCUUUACAGUGGUGGUGAUAGGAACCA
Molecule: messenger RNA, 3964 nt
Organism: Colossoma macropomum (tambaqui)
Lineage: Eukaryota; Metazoa; Chordata; Actinopteri; Characiformes; Serrasalmidae
Gene: ppox
Product: protoporphyrinogen oxidase
Exons: 13
Coding region: 106-1539 (477 amino acids)
Biological process (GO): heme biosynthetic process
Cellular component (GO): mitochondrial inner membrane
Molecular function (GO): protoporphyrinogen oxidase activity, oxygen as acceptor
Source: RefSeq, a predicted model, not a curated record